AUGCUCGAAGACAAGAACAAGAGCUCAGGCGUCACUGGUGCCGGAAAGGUCGUCACCUCCACACUCGGGAACACAGUCGGCGGCUUGACAAACACGGUUGGAGGCGUUGUAGGUGCAGCGUCUCGUGGCAUUGGGGAGACGGUGACAGGGGCCACAGGUGGGCUCGGGAGACCUCUUGGGGAUGGCAUUGCCAACAUUGGGACUGGUGUCGAAGGGGGAGCUGCUACUGUCGCCAAGGGGGUAAAGGAUGCUGGCGAGUGGAAGACGAGGCGAUAA
This is a messenger RNA of Podospora bellae-mahoneyi, 276 nucleotides long. RefSeq lists its product as uncharacterized. NCBI's taxonomy places the organism in Eukaryota, Fungi, Ascomycota, Sordariomycetes, Sordariales, Podosporaceae. The record is from RefSeq and is a predicted model, not a curated record. The transcript has a single exon. Bases 1 to 276 code for a protein of 91 amino acids.